GUCAAGACGCUCUGAGGUACCCCACCAAGACAGCUACAUUGUCAAUGUGUGUGAUUAUGCCAUGAUGGGAAUGGCGCAUAGCAAUCGUUGCGCUCUUAUAAUUUCAAACUAACCUGAGGAUGUAUUGGAAGCGGAGUGAGCGACUACAACCCUGAUUUGAAGUUGGAUAGCCUACACGAAUCACUCGAAUUUAAUAACAGAAACGAUGACUGAAGGAAACAACAGCAGUGUCGGCCUACUGAAUUGGUCCUUGACGGAUCUGGACCGGUUCAGUAGCCUAGAGGACAUCGACGUGACAGCGGACGGGACUCCGAUUUUGAGGGUGUUCAUCUGCGUCGUUUACUCGGUGGUGUGCGCUGUGGGCUUGGUGGGCAACUUACUGGUGCUCUUCUUUAUCAGAGUGAAACAAGAGCGGAAAAAAUCCAGAAUCAACUUUUUUGUCCUUAACUUGGCAGUGACGGACUUCCAGUUUGUAUUGACUCUGCCGUUCUGGGCAGUGGACACCGCACUUGACUUCAGCUGGCCGUUUGGAGAUGCCAUGUGCAAAAUCAUCAGCUCCGUCACCGUUAUGAACAUGUACGCGAGCGUGUUCUUUCUGACUGCAAUGAGCGUCACCCGAUACUGGUCCGUCGCCUCCUCUCUAAAGGACCGAACUAGGCAAAAGUCCUGCUCUGCCAAAUGGAUUUGCGUGGUUCUUUGGGUAUCCGCAACAUUUGCGACUGCACCAACAUCCAUAUUCUCAACCGUGACAAAUGUAGCGGGGGAAAACUAUGUUUGCUUAAGUUCCCUGAUGGACAAUAUUGGUUAGCAGUUUAUCACCUUCAGAAAAUAAUAUUUGCAUUUGUUUUACCCAUGGCCAUUGUUUCAGUCAGCUACAUCAUGCUUUUGCGAUUCAUCCGCAACCGUAGUAUGAAAACAAACACCAAACGGACAUCACAAGUCACCAAAUCUGUCACCAUCGUGGUCCUGUCCUUCUUUCUUUGCUGGAUGCCAAAUCACGCCAUCACAUUCUGGGGCGUCCUUGUGAAAUUGAAUGCUGUGCAUUGGGAUAAAUCUUACUACAUAGUUCACACUUACGUAUUUCCUGUGACAGUCUGCCUUGCGCACGCCAAUAGCUGUCUAAACCCUGUAAUUUAUUGCCUAAUGAGAGAAGAGUUUAGAAAGAAACUGAAAGAUUUGUUAUAUCGC
This is a messenger RNA of Salmo salar (Atlantic salmon), 1188 nucleotides long. RefSeq names its product relaxin-3 receptor 1-like. The record is from RefSeq and is a predicted model, not a curated record. Gene Ontology annotation, cellular component: external side of plasma membrane; membrane. Gene Ontology annotation, molecular function: C-C chemokine binding; C-C chemokine receptor activity. Lineage: Eukaryota; Metazoa; Chordata; Actinopteri; Salmoniformes; Salmonidae. Gene Ontology annotation, biological process: calcium-mediated signaling; positive regulation of cytosolic calcium ion concentration; cell chemotaxis.